CCUGUUCCCAAACCAGAUUAGAUCACAAGGAGGCAUUUAAACGAUGCCCACGAUGUUCUUGGCCGAUAUCUCUCCGCCUCCUACCCCCCCCGGCGUCUUACACUCACCAUGCCGUCUUACGCGCCACCCUCUCGGAGACAAUUGCGGAAACAUUGCGCGCCCACUGGCAUGCGGAGAUCGCGCCAUAUUUGAAGCGACUGCGCUUACUCCAAGUUGUCUGACGAGGCGUCCAGUCCGUCACCCGUUCCAUUCGCGCCAGACAGACGAUCAGAGGAGAAAAGAAAAAGAAUACUUAUACCGCCCAACACAACGAUACGCCCCGUCGAGAUGCUCGCAAGACGCUGCUUCCACUCCAGUCAAUUGACUCGCGGUAUCCCCACAUCGCAGCUCAAGAUCCCGCUUCACAGCCGCAGCAGAUUCGCUCACCCGUCGCGCGUCACGGCCGUACCAUUACGAUCGCUGGCGACGACUCGAUCCCCUCCCGCAAUGGCGUCCGAGGAUCUUCCCAAAGUGAAGCUAUACUGGCUGAACGACUCCCGUGCCCAAAAUACACUCUGGCUGCUCGAGGAGCUCCGCAUCCCCUACACCGUCCAGACCUUCCGCCGCGAGCCGAACCGCCUCGCGCCCCCGGAGCUCGCCGACGUCCACCCCCUCGGCAAGGCCCCGGUCCUCGAGAUCACGCCCGCCGCCGACCCCGCCAGAACUUCCACUCCGGCGGCGGCGGCACCACCCAUCCGGCUAGCCGAGAGCGGGUACAUUACUCAGUACCUCGUCGACCACUUCGGCCACCGCAGCCCGGGCCUAGUGCCGCCGCGUUGGAAGCCGGGUCAGGAGGGCCGCAUCGGCGGCGAGACGGAGGCCUACGCGCGCUUCCAAUACCUGCUGCACUACGUCGAGGGCAGCUUCUUCCCCGUCAUUGUGCAGUAUCUCCUCAUCAGCGUUCUCAAAUCAUCAAACGUCCCUUUCCUCGUCCGGCCCCUCACCUCGGCCGUCGCCUCCAAGAUCUACUCCCUCGUCCUCUUCCCCACUGCGCAGAAGCAUCUCGCCAUGCUUGAAUCAUUUCUCAAGACUGCGCCGGGCGUGGCCUCCUCGUCGUCGCCCCCCGGCGAGGCCUUCCUCUGCGGCCCGGACCUGACGGCCGCCGACAUCCUCAUCAGCUUCGCGCUCGUCACGGCCGAAACCGAGGGCGCCUGGGACGCCAUGGGGCACUGGCCCGGCGGCUCGGCGCGGGCGGCGCACCCUAUCCUGUUCGAGUACAUCGACCGGCUACGGAAGCAGCCGGGGUACCAGAAGGUCGUGGAGAAGGUUAAGGAGAUUGAGGCAUGAAGCGAGGCGAAAGAGGAGGGGGAGGGGGGGAAGGAGAAGGGAUGUAACUAGUUUGGUCUAAGGGGUUUUUCCUUGGUGAUUUCUGCAACUAGGAGUUUGAGGACGGCGUGGAGGUCCUGUGAACAUGUGCGGCGUUCGGCGACCACACUCGGGAUACGGUGGGGACGGACACAACGAAACCCACGGCUCCCGGAACAUGUGUAUAGUUGCCCACGCCACAGAAUGAAUAUGGUAUUGCUUUGCCACGUAAACCGUCAUAAAGA
Molecule: messenger RNA, 1589 nt
Organism: Colletotrichum destructivum
Lineage: Eukaryota; Fungi; Ascomycota; Sordariomycetes; Glomerellales; Glomerellaceae
Product: Putative glutathione S-transferase, Thioredoxin-like superfamily, glutathione transferase family
Exons: 3
Coding region: 328-1326 (332 amino acids)
Source: RefSeq, a predicted model, not a curated record